This is a messenger RNA of Theobroma umbraticum, 646 nucleotides long. RefSeq names its product oxygen-evolving enhancer protein 2, chloroplastic-like. Lineage: Eukaryota; Viridiplantae; Streptophyta; Magnoliopsida; Malvales; Malvaceae. Gene Ontology annotation, biological process: response to wounding. Gene Ontology annotation, molecular function: serine-type endopeptidase inhibitor activity. The record is from RefSeq and is a predicted model, not a curated record.
AUUUUCAUUUUUCAUUACAUCAGUUUAUAGCAAAGCAAAGCGAAGAGGGAAAAUGGCGUCUACUGCAUGUUUCUUGCAUCACCAAGCUUUCAUCCACGCACCAUUAAUUCCUAGAUCUUCAUCCUCACAGCACCACCGCCCCAGCAUCAAGCCCUCCAAGCUUGUGUGUAGGGCUCAGAAUCAGCCGCUAAUUAAAGAUCAUCAAGCAGUCCAAGGAGGCGUUUCUCGGAGGUCGGUUGUCGAUGCGCUCAUUGUUGGUUCUGCGGCGAUUGGCUCUGCGCUUGCAUUUGUGGGUGCAGGCUAUGCUGACGGUUCUUCAUCCGACCCGUUACAGCCGACAGGUAAACAGUCGUGGCCUGAGCUGGUUGGAGAGAAAGGAAAGGUUGCAGCAGCGACGAUCGAGAAAGAGAAUCCGAAUGUGAAAGCAGUGCUGUUGUUAGAAGGAAGUCCAGCCGAUUUGAUGUUCAAUCCUAGCAGGGUUCGGGUUGUUGUCAAUGGAAAAGGGGUGGUGACUCAAGUGCCUCGAAUUGGCUAGAUCUCUACAAUGUGUAUCAUUGUGCUAAUAUGCUCCUGUUGGUCCAUCAUGAAUCAAUGUUAUGAAUAAACACUUUCCUGCUCAUGGUGAAAGUUUUUCUUUACAAAAAAA